GCAACUUAUCCAAAAUUCAGCAUGAUAAUGAUUGUUAUUAUCAACUGACAGACACUUGAGCCAGAGCGUGCUAUCUUACUUAUUUUGAAUUAUCAUCUGCAGUUUGUUAUGUAAUGCAAAAGGUGACUCAUGAUCACAUAUUAGUAGAGUGAGCAUUUUAAACUGUCGUAAAGAGAUAGUAAUAUGGCCCCAGUUGUCAAUUUAGUUUGCGAAUAUAACUCAUACUACUUCUUGGUAUAACUCCACAGAUUUCGAGAUGAAGAAUUGGAAGGGUGUGCAACUGUACACCGAACGAGGAGUGUAACGAGCAAGCGGAACUACCCCAGAAUUCCUCAAACCUUAUGCACUGACUGUACUUAUAAGUCAUGUGCAUUUGACAAGUUUGGGAAAACCGGACAUGAGCAGAGAGUGAUAACAUAUUGUUUCAAGCAUUAUAGAAAUUUCGAUAGUGUUUUGUUGUGCCGCUCUGCGGUGAUAAGAUAUUGUCGUGCGUAGAAAUUGACAUGCAACUGUUAGUCUUUCACACCUCACAGUCUCACACUUCGUAUUAUUACAAAAUCAUUAGUUUAUUUAGUAAAUAUUAGGCCAUAAUGGCUUGCAUAACAUUUUCGUUCCCAUUCAAUAAUUGAAAUAUAACUUUGAAACUUUGAAAUAGUUGAGGAGUAGCAACCCCACGUACCCGAGGAGGACUCCUGGGGAGUGCAGUUACCCGCAAGGAGGGUGGGUGGGACAGGAUUAUCUGCCUCUGGCUUGCCUUAGCCGGCCGGCCAGAGUGGAAUCGUUAGAGCUAUAAGCACCAGGGGUGGAAGUGAAACAUGCAUAAGACGCGAGUUGGCACAGUGGCUGCUAGCAGCCACAUGCUGGUAUCACAUGGGUAUAGUUUGGAGUCCACAUAGUCACCUUUGAGACCCUCUGCCAAGCAAAUGCUGACAGAUUUCGCUUUUCUGUUUCUACCAGUACUAUUAUUUCGGCUGCUGCAACUGCUGUCAUAACUAUUAUUUCGGUAUCAAAUGGGUUAAAUCAGCCCCCCUUUUUCGCACCGGAAGUGGCCUCCUGUUUUGUACUUUCAGCAAGUUCCACCAGGGCAGACUAUCAAAUUCAGACUUAGCAUCACGUUUAGUUAUGGGAAACCAUUGUGCAGUCGGCUCUUCUACCAGUAUGUAUGGUAUGUUUUAUAUAUAUUAUAUUUUGUUUUUUUGUUAAAGAAACACCGCCCACAAUCUCUCUGUUUUGCCGUAAGGUUGACUGGUAGAGAAUGUCUCAUUGCAUUAAGUCCGCCUUUUGUACUGUAAGGUUUUCUUUUGUGCAAAAAAGGUUAAAUAAAUAAAUACUUACACGAGUCAAAAAUACAAAAAUGUAAAUAUCAAAAAAUACAACCACUAAUAAAUACCUACCUAAAAACUAAGAAACCAACAAGUGAGAUUGAUCAGAUUGAGGAUCUGCAAAAUUUUAAAAUGUACUUAAGUAGGCAUAUACUGUGUUUUUAUUUCAUCGUGAAUUAAAUAAAUAAUAGUAGCCAUAGUAGGUAAAUCGAUGUUAUUGGAUUUGCAAACAAUUUUAUUUUUAUUUAUGGCAACAACAUUUCUAACUAGAUAAGUUAAAACACGACGUUUGAAUAUAAACUUUAACGAUUACUGAAUACGCUCUAAAAUGCAAUGUGUCACUAACGGAAUCCAUAAAAUAAGGGUAGAUAGUGAUAUUCAUAAUUUCAAUCUGCCCACAAGUAUGUACCUGAUACAUUUUUUGCAGAUAUAAUUAAACAUCAGAAUAAAUAAAACUAGUCAGCACCGGUAAAUUUCCCGUGAACGUGGUUUUUGAAAAACAUUAAUACCCAUCCACGGAUUUAAUACUAGGAAACUGGAAACAGGAAUAUGGAAAACAGUGAAACAUCGAAUAAUCAAACAGCCAGCGGCUUCAUAGACGAUUAUUCCCAUCUCCGCUUAUCCUAUUAUCAGCUACGAGGAAGGAAUAAUUCAUUAUCAUUCGAUCAGUCAAACCGUAAGUCUCAAGAUACCCAAGAUAACUCAACACUGAAUCAUACCGCGAGAAUGGAUGUUUCUGUAUGUGAAUCACCCGUUGUGCAAGAUAUAUCAAUAAAGAAUCAUGGCUGCACCGAGAGAAUGGGUGUAUCUGGAUCCGAAUCAUCCGUGCAAGAUAUAGAAAUAGAACGGCAGCGUCGACGUGAAUAUUACAUAUCCCAGAUACCGGAUUUGCCUCAUCCAUCGUACACUAUGGCGUCAAUAAUAGCGGCUAAGUCUCGCCAAAUGGGCGGUAAUUUUGCCUAUAAUAACAGAAUUGAAAAAGGCAACGCUGAGAUCGAGUUUUCGCCGCGGGAUAGGUCAACUAUGCUGCCUUGUCAGUUUAAACGUGAGAAUUGAAGCUAUUUUUAUGUGUAUUAAUAUUGUUGGCUUGCUUUUUAGUGACAAAUUAUGUUGAUAUAUUUUCGGAUUCGUAGAAGAAAAUUAUAAGAAACGGAAAUGAUAAUUAAUUACACUCGGCCCGAUACUAACUUUAAUAUACGUCAAUUUUUUUUAAAUAUAUAUAAAGAUACGAUAUGGAUUGGAUAUAUCAGUGUCAAAAGGACGUUUUUGUUUGAGGAAACGUCACUUUUGACACUGACAUAUUUAAUCCAUAUCGUAUCUUUAGCAAAUAUUUGACGUAUCUUAAAGUUAUCUUAAAGUGACAGGUAAUCUUAAUAAUUGAUAUUAAAUUCAGAAAAUAGAAUUAUGUAUAAGAAUAAUUAUGUUGGGAAUGUUAAUUAUAGAUGAAAUAAUAUAUUACGACUUUUAAAUUUAUUUUGAUUUGUGUCCUUAUGUUACCGCUUAAGUAUUUCUUUAUUUAACUUAAUAUCAUUACAAUAAAAAAUACAAUACAAUACAAAUUACAAGGUUAAUUUUAAGAUGAAUAACGACUUUUUUUAAACAAAUAAUAAAAUAAAAUUGUAUCUAGCA
Cydia pomonella (codling moth) is the source of this 2951-nucleotide messenger RNA. RefSeq lists its product as uncharacterized. Lineage: Eukaryota; Metazoa; Arthropoda; Insecta; Lepidoptera; Tortricidae. The transcript has a single exon. Bases 1872 to 2378 code for a protein of 168 amino acids. The record is from RefSeq and is a predicted model, not a curated record.